AUGCCUGGCGACGGAUCAUACCAGACUGCGGAGGGUAGCUCGCGGAAGCGACUUAAGACCAACUCUCGCGAUGCUGGCCGCCCCGCAGGAAAUCCCUCCAAAAGCCCAGAGGUUGUAUCGCUGCUGAGUUCCACGCCCGCGAAGCCCCAGCUUGCUGCUGCGACCGAGCCUUCUCAGCCGGAGGGCGGUCACACGAAAAGCGCACCCUGCGCCCACGAACAGUCUUUAAGUACACUUCACGGCGACCUUGACGCCAUGCGCCAGCUCAUCACGUGUAAGAUCUGCCAGCGCUUCCUCUACGAGCCUUACGCCCUCACCUGUGGCCACACAUUCUGCUACAGCUGCCUCUCGCAGUGGAUGGUGCAGAACCAUAAGAAGACCUGUCCGGACUGCCGUACCAAGAUCAAGGAGCAGCCAGCUCCGUCCUAUCUGAUCCGUGAGCUGGUUUUGGUCUUCACCAGCAAGAGCGAGUUGCUCCCGGACGGGGAGACUUCAGAAGAGCACAGUCAGAUAGCCAAGGAGGAGGCGGACAUAGUUGCCAAAGAUAAGUCAAACACAGACUCACGCAGUGGAGGUCUGUUCAAAGGCUGCUUCACCGCGGGGGGUCCUCGCCUACCCUUGGUUGCGAUUCGCGACGAUAGCGACCACGUGGACAGAUGCCCUCAGUGUCUACAUGAGGUAGAACGCGGUCGGUGCAACCACUGCCAUGUCCGCGUGCGCACGGAAGAGGACGACGAGAGCUUGGAGUGGAGCGACGAAGACGACACGGACGAAGAGCUAGAUCAGGAGUUCCUCGAUGACCUGGCUCGGGAUGCGGAGAAUGAUCUUGCCUAUGAGGGUUACUCUGAUUUCGAAGGUCUUGGGCCGUACGGCGACGACCACUGGGUACCAGGGUUUCAUCCGAAUCUUGGUGCGGCCAACUUCCCGUUUUCCGAUGGCGAUGAUGACGACGAGGAAGACGAAGACGAAGAAGACGAGCACGAUUUACAAGGCUUCAUCGCUGAGGAUGACGAGCCGCUGCGCCACUACCACGACAGCCUCGACGGUCUCUCGGAUUCUGAGGAGGGCACCGAGGCAGCCGCACCCCACCGUCGCCAGAGGAGGCAGGCUCCUAUCGUCGUAUCCGAUGAGGAGGAAGACGAGGACGACGACGAAGAGCCACAGCUCCACAGUCGGCACGUUGAGCAUCGCUCUCUUGACAGUCGUCCUUCUAGAGGACUGCCCGUGGGUAGAGGCCACGACUCGGAGUCUGAAGAUGAUGACGAUGAUGACGAUGAUGAGCCUAUACGUCCAAGCCAGCGUAACGUGAACCGCAGAGAUCGGACCACUGCCAGAAUCGCUCGACGUCCUGUCACCGUGGUCAGCGAUCCAAGCGAUGACGAAGAUUCUGAUUCUGAUUCUGAGGGUGAGGGCGAGAUUCGCCCCGUCGGAGGCGGAUUCUCUCCAUUACAAUUCACAGAGCACGACGGCGAGGAGCACUCAGAGGGCGAAGGCUACUCUGGUUUUAACGGCGGACACGAGGAUGACGACCAAUCCGAGACCUAUCGCACCGAACCAGACCAAGUGGGCUACGAUGAUGGCUAUGGGUACGGCGCAGAAGACGAUGAGGAUGGCAUGAGUGAUGCAUCCGAUGAGCAGAGUACGGCUACUGGGUGGGACCCGUGUGCUCCCUAG
Molecule: messenger RNA, 1674 nt
Organism: Lecanosticta acicola
Lineage: Eukaryota; Fungi; Ascomycota; Dothideomycetes; Mycosphaerellales; Mycosphaerellaceae
Source: the annotation of a GenBank genome assembly